AUGCCCUCAUUCUCAAAUGGUAGUCCAUUACACAUUGAUCUGAGCCAACAUCCACAUUCUCAAAGUCGCUCAAAUCAUUCAAAUCUAAACAAUCAUCAUAAAGCGGAAACGGAAGAUCUGGAGAGUAGUGAUGUGGAGAAUGCAUUGAUCAUGAACAACGGAGACAAUCAUUUUUCCACAAAUGAACAAUUAUCUUCUUCAUCGGGAAGAAGGGGUGUCCACUGUGUGUCCAAUUCCCUCCGAUCCAUUCUGUUCCUGUUCCGACUCCUUGCAAUUUUCCCAACAUCCACAGAUAGGAGAUCACGAAGGAAGAGGGAUCACAAAUCAAUUAUUAAAUGGGUUCUAUAUCUUAACUACAUUGUUCUGGCAGUGCUGCUCAACUCGUUUCUAAUAAAAAUGAACAUUCGGGUACUCAUGCUUUACAAGUUGAAAUUCGGUCUUAUGCAUACUGGAACUGUUUCAUCAAUGAUCACAGCUACCAAACCAGUCAUCAACGUGGUCGUGAUUGUCUUGUCAGCGAUGAAGUUCAGAUCUCAUCAGAGACUUUUGAAGACAAUUGAUAUGGUAGAUGUGUGCUUUCGAAGUGCAUUCGGAGUAUCUCCACCUCUUCGAAUCUACAAAUUCGCGUUCUUCUUUACCUUGUCCAUUGUUUUCUCUUCUGCAUUAAUUCUCAAAGUUGUCGAAUUCAUCGGAACGGAUCAAGUAUUCGGAGACCAUAUUCUCACGGAUAGUAGUUUCAUUUUGGUGCCAGUUCUGAGUCUCUGGAAUAUAAUUCCACUUCUUUACUAUCACCUCUACAACGUUUUGGUUCGUUUCUACUGCCGAACACUGAUCAAAUCGAUGAAUCGGGAACACAAAAAACGACACUUUAGCUUGAAAUUUUACUAUGAACAAUUCACAAGAAUCACAAAUGUACAAGAAGCAAUUGGUGACGUCUUCAACCCACUGCUUCUGUUUUCCUUGGCUUGGAGUCUUCUGGUUUUAUGUCUCACUAUUUAUUUCUCGUCAGAGCCGACGUCUACCCUGUUGGUACCAAUUACUCCAGAACAAGUUCAAAAUCAAAAAGUAAGAGAGAAGCUAACCAUCGCAGUACAUGUAUCAAUCUGUUGGGCCGCCUAUCAGGUUAUCAUGGCAAUUCUUCAUAUUCUUAUUAUCUGCUCAACGGGAAUGAUGACUAAUGAAACUACUCGCCAAAUCGUCAACGCUGUUCUCCGAAUAGUCCCUGAUGCUAAUGCUGAUCUUGACCGCUUCCAAAUAUCUUGCUUCGUUCAUAAAAUGACCACACAAUUCAUGUGGGGAAUGACUGUCUGGAGAGCUUUUCCAUUGGAACGAACCACUUUCUUCACGCUUAUCUCUGUCAUCGUGACAUACUCUCUGUUGCUCUUCCGUUUCAAAGAUGAUAUGCAUACAAAUCCACCCUAUAUGGCAGCCAUGGCAACAUUCAAUUCGACUGUUACUUCGACUGUUGCUCCAGCUAUUGGAUAA
Messenger RNA from Caenorhabditis briggsae, 1485 nucleotides. It is a transcript of the gene Cbr-egl-47, whose product is annotated as Protein CBR-EGL-47. Lineage: Eukaryota; Metazoa; Nematoda; Chromadorea; Rhabditida; Rhabditidae. The coding region runs from base 1 to 1485 and encodes 494 amino acids. The record is from RefSeq and is a predicted model, not a curated record. Gene Ontology annotation, biological process: sensory perception of taste. Gene Ontology annotation, cellular component: dendrite; membrane; axon. The transcript is spliced from 8 exons.